Messenger RNA from Ruditapes philippinarum (Manila clam), 5893 nucleotides. RefSeq names its product serine-protein kinase ATM-like. Gene Ontology annotation, molecular function: protein serine/threonine kinase activity. Bases 410 to 5074 code for a protein of 1554 amino acids. Lineage: Eukaryota; Metazoa; Mollusca; Bivalvia; Venerida; Veneridae. The record is from RefSeq and is a predicted model, not a curated record. The transcript has 37 exons. Gene Ontology annotation, biological process: DNA damage response.
UUUUACGCGAGAAUGCACGAGGUCCGCCAAAUGAAAAUGAAAGUAGCGUGAAAUGUCAAUGUUGCAAAAAUGUUCAUUUUGUAUUUGUUUACUUUUAAAAUGGUUGAAUCAUCGAAGUAUCAGAAAAUAGAAUGCAGUAUAUUUAUAAUAACACCUUAAACAUUGCAAUAAUCAGGCUAUAAAACGAUGGACAGGCAGAUUUCAGAUGUUUAUAACAUAUGUCGUGAUUUGAAUUUCUGAACGAGGUCCAGAACGUAGGAAAGCUGCUGUGAAGCUGAAAAAUGUACUAUCCCAUUCAGCGACAAAAAAGGCACUGGACAAAAGUCAUGAGAAGAAGCUGUCAUCUAAGAGCUCAAGCAAGGUCUUCUCAUGGGAAAGUGUGUUUAGGUCUGUGUGUAUUUAUGUUACCAUGGAAACCGAAGAGCUUCAGAAUGCCAACCAGGAAGUCUCGCGUACAACACUUAGCAAUAGAGAGUCUAGAAAACAAGAAAUAAGUGCACUUGUGAAACAUGUGAUUAGGCUUGCUGACAAAGGAAGCCCCAAAUUGAAGGGUAGUCUGUUAUUUGAUCAUAUACGAAAGAUUUUACAUGAGGAAUAUACACGUGACUCAUACGGGCAAGAUUACUGUAGUAUACUACUGAAGAAUGUCUUGUCAGUCAGGAAAUAUAUGGUGGAAUUAAACACGAAAGAAUGGCAUGAGCUUCUGUUUAUGUUUUUCAAACUUUUUAAUGAAGCAGAUGUGAAGAUAGACAAGCUUGUAUUGUCACAGAUUAUUCAUUCUCUAAUCAAUGGAGUAACUUCACAGUGUGAUGUUAGACCAAAGAAAAUUCUAGCUUUCUUCACAGAAUUUUUUUCCAGAGCUAAAUAUCAGAAAUCUUCAUUGUUGUUACAACAUAUGCUGUCAGCUUUAAAUGUGUUCAUAGAGAGCAUAGGGCCAACAUCACGAGUACAAGUGUGUAAGCUGGGAGAAGAGAUUGUACCGAAAUUGCCCUACCUAUGGCAUAAUGUCGCAUCGGAGGAAUUAAAGGAUGAGUUGUUGAAGUUUUUGCAGACCCAGAUGUGGUGUCAUCACCCUAACGGCCUGAAGAAUGGCUCGCCUGGAGCUUACGCUGUUCACUGGGACAAAUGGAUGAGUAAUCUCAAGAAGCUGUAUGAAUUAAUGUAUUCAGAGAUUCAGCAAAUGGGACCUUCAAGAAACAGGGGGAAAAUACAGGAGUUGAAGUCAGCAUUUGUAGAUUUAGCAGUAGAUGUUUGUCAACAGAUUUUUUCUGAAAGUUCACACAUGAUUGAAGUCACCCAGAUCUCCUGUACUGGCAGUGACGGGCAAACAGGACCGAGUGCUAAGAAACGCAGAUUGGAAUCUGGCUGGGAUUCCAUUAGGAACUUUAUUAAUUCUGCAGGACAGACGCCUAAAAUGGUUCCUUGGUUACAACUGGUUACAGGCCUUGUAUCAAAGUAUACUGAUAGUAUUCCAAGAGAUGAGGUUAUACCAUAUUUGUUAUGCCUGUCACAUGCACUCUCAGACUGUAAAAGGACAGAUCUGAUGGUAUACAUAAUGAGGUGUAUUAAGUCAUUUGUCGUCAGCUGGGAUAAAAUUGUUGCCAUAGAUACAGAUACGCUGAUGGAGCAAUCAAAAUCUACAUGGAAUCAAAUAUGGAUGGUUACUUUGAGGUUUGUGAGUCUACAUAAUGCUGAACCAGAGGGAUAUGUUUUGCUUUCUGCCAUGAUUGAGGCACGCCUGGUUACACCGAGGAAGGAUAUCUGGUCCAUCUUUAUGCCAUCAUUAACACGUCCCAUCACUGAAUCUGUCAUAUUUCUAUGCCAGUGUUUAGAAUACUGUGAUUUUCCUGAAAAUUAUGUGCCAAAUUUAGCAGUCACGAUUGCGUCUGCUUCAGCGGACGUUAAAUUUCCUCUACGAAAACAGCUACUUCAAUGGUUGCUGCCUUCAAGAGAUGAUGAAACUGAAGGGUCAAGGUCAUAUUGUAAGCUGAAUCCUGAUUGGACAGCUCAUGCAUUAAUGACAUUGACCUUGAGAAAUCUCACUGUUAGGUUGACUGGGUGCAAAAAUGAACAAAUUUUAAUGAGUCCAUUGGAGAGAUGUUACCUAGAGACUGCCAUUGAGAUGCCACUAGAGGUGGAAGAAGUGUUGUUUAAGCCAGGAAAGAAAAUAGAAAACAUUGACUCAGUUCAUAUACCAACAGUGCUGUUGAUGGUUGAAAAUUUAGUAAAAUCAGAAGUACAGUUCUACACUUCACGAGCUGAAGAACAGGUAUCAGAUGUAGAAGAAAGUGUGAAAUUUUUAAGGCUGGUUUGCAGGCUCUUGUCACUGUUGCUAGGCAACCAGAUUCUUACACCACAAACUAUAGUUACAUGUAGUCUGUAUGAAAGUUUAGUCCGAGUUUUGAAAAAAGUUUCAAACUCACUUCAAGAAAUUAUUAAGAAAGAUGGAUACUCAAAUUUGUUUUUGAUUGUGAAGGAGUUACGGAACUUGUUUUGUUGGGACGGAGAAAGUUUGUUGGAGAGUAUCGGAGGCACGGAGGAGUGUUGUAGGAUAAUGUCUGCAGUAUGUAGGUCAGCUACACCAUCGGCACUAGUUACUGUUCUCUUAGACAUUGCAAAUGAAAAGCACUGUACCAACAGACAGGCUAGUAGCACUAGUGCAGACUCUAGUUUAAACCAGUCUAGAUUUAAUAGAGGAGCCAGCAAGCUUCUAGAUGACUUUGAUGAUGAUUUUGAUCUAGAUUUUGAGGACCAGUCUAACAACAAUAAUGCAAUGGAAGUAGAUGAUCUGGACUUUAAUGAUGGACCAGACAGUCAGGAUUCUGAUGAUGUUUCUACAACAAAUGAAGUAUGUCAGAGUUUAUGUUCGCCUAGCUUGUUAACAGAGAAUCAGCUGUUACGACUUGAGGCGAUAAAGACGUUAUGCGAGUGGGGGAGAUGUGAUGUAAAAAUUCCAGUUAAACUGAAGAGUGAAAUAGAUGUGAAAUACGUAAAGUCAAAGAUUGUCACUUUGUUAGAAGAGGAUGUGUUCGACCCAUGCAGAGCUGUUGAUGUACAAAUGUUGCAGCAGAUUGUGAUGUUACAAGCUGAUACGGAGGAAACUAUCCCGGAAAACAAUCUCCGCACCAUGAUUUCAGCAAUAAGAAGCUGUGUUCGAUGUCACCGACGUGACCAGGAAGUGUGUAAAGUCAGUCUGGAACUCAUUAUUAGACUUGUUCCCCAUUUAGCUGAGAAUGACAACCAACCUUCCAGUGUGUUGAGAGAAUGCAGAGAAUCAGUCUUGUAUCUCAUCAAAAUUUUCUGGAAGCUACAAGAAGAGAGCUACACAUCUGAUGUAAGGAGCUGUAUUGCUAAAGCCAUGGAAACUCUGGCACAGUAUGACCCAUAUUGUAAGUGGUCACGUUUUCUGUCAGACCAGGACGAAGAUAGCCCCUCAUCUCAGGACGAGUCUGGUCCCAGUCCUGCUAAUAGACUGGUUGACUGUGCAGGGGAUAUGUGCCAUAAUGUUAGAAUGCAGACUGUUUCUGCUAUAUACAAACUGUUUGUUGACAUGAACACAGUAGGCAAGCAACCAUUAGACAGGAAUAAGCAGCAUCAAGUAUUUUCUGAGCUCUUCAUGGUGUUAAAUGAUUCUCUAGAACUUCAGGGAAAAUUAUCGCCAGAACGUCUAGAAGAUGAGAGACAAACCAGGAUAGCAGAUAUGCUGAUUGCUCUAGGUACAGUUAUAUGUUCAAGUCCCGUCUGUGAGAAGCUGGUUGUAUUCUCACUGAUGCAGUUUAUCAAGGAGAAAGAUGUCCCUGUAGACAUAGUUAUUAAAAUUCUUCAGAAGGUUUCUAGGAUUUUAGGAUACGAGACCCACGCUAAGUAUACUGAAAGUUACCUCUCUUUUUGUCUACACAAAUGGCUACAGUCAGGGUGGGAUGUGUCAGAGUUUCCAUACAAAUUGUUGGGCAGUGAAAAUAUUGGACAGUUUUACAGGAAGUAUUUAAACAGCAUUAUAGCGGAGUUAGUUUUCAUUCAAGACAUGGACAGUGUAGAAAUCAUAGGCUCAAAUCUUGGUAUAUCACCAAAAGACUUGUUAAAGAACAGCAUACCUUAUACAGUGGUUCAUAUCUUACCAGUGUUUGCUGCUAGUAAACAAAUGGGACAGACAGAUGAUUCGGGAAUAAAGAAGAAAAUUGGUCGUGCUACAGCGUGCUAUAAUCUACUCACCAAAGAAUUGUCAGAAGAGGUUGUAGAUAGGCAGAUUGUAAACAGUUUGGAUGAGAUUGUAGCCAAUCUUCUUAUGUGUUUGUAUGAUACGGAAGCUGAUACUGGCAAUAUUAGGGACACAAACCCAGAACCUAAUCCACCUUUCUACAACACACAGACAAUUACCUGGACACUGGAUUAUAUCACAAGCAGUUUCUCAGGAAGUGGGAAAACACUCGUUGAAAUUCUCUCAAAAACCACCGACAGUAUACAGAAGAUUAUGCUAGAGUUAUCUGUUAUGAUGUGGAAGUGUCAUAGAAUGUCAGAAAAGAGACGUACAUUGUUCAUGUACCAACUGUUCACUCGUCUUCUACUCCAACAAUUUCACACUCAGCUCGGAGGGGCGUGGGUGUACGUUCUCAGAGAUGUUAUACUCCGCCUUGUUUAUCUCAUCAAAGAUAUCACCGCAGUCCCUCUAAAUGCUGGGACAGAGAGUUGUUAUAGAGAGAGUAUUGCUUGUAUGGCACUAGAGCUUCUCAGAGAGGUUUGCACAGUAGGAGUUGAUAUUUGUCCUAAGGAGCUGAUGAAAUAUUUACCAUUACUUACAAGUAACCUGGUAUCUACUGUUGGACACAGUGGGGAUGUGGGACAGCUGUCACUAAGCCUGCUGAAAUUUUUGACACUAGAGAAGGUGAAAGAAUUACGUACAGCUAUAGCAAUGUUAGAUAAUUUCCCGGACAAACCUGAAUUCAAGGAAUGCAGAGCUGUACAUCAUAAAUUGAAAUAUGCUUCUGGAGCUUUCAGUUUGAAAAAGGAAGUAGACCAUUUCUUGAUGGCUGGUAGGAAUCCUGUAAUAGAUCAAGAUUUUAGACUUGAAGGUUAAAAUUUCUACAUGAGCAACUAAAGUGUGAACAAAAAGAGCUGCAGCAACUUGCAUCAGAUGAUACACUAUGCAGACUAUCAUGUUCAUUGGUUGAGCUGACCAAAUGUGAGAAUAGAGAUGUUGUGAUAAUGGCAGUAAAUGUCUUGGUGUCCUUGGACCAAUCAACAUGAAGACAAUAUCUCUCCCUGCACCACCUAUCAGUAUAGGUCUAACAACUUGCUCUCCAGUGUUUUGAGGAGUUGCCUGAUGUUCACAAAUACUGCAGAAUAUUUCACUGUCUGAAUACAUACCUCACAGAUAAAAGUAUUGAACUUGUACAGUCUGCUAGCACUGUACUGAAAGCGUUACUGGCAGUAAAGAAAGGUAUAGAGUUUACCAAUGGGUACAAGUCCCAGCUAGGUGAAAAUGAGUACCUGUUUCAUUAUCUACAUCCUUUCAGAGCUGGCAAGAAGAAGAUUCCAACCAGUAAGGUAACAAAGCCUGACUGGGAUAUGUUCCAGACCACAGUAGAUCAACAGUUGCUAUGGAAUCCUGCACAUAGUAACCAUGGUAACUGGUUGGUUACCUUAACAACUACAUUGAUAAACAGUGGAGCUGUCAGAGAUGAACUUUUACAGCUGUUAGAACCAGUGUGUUCUAUAAAGGUUGAGUUUUGUGAGCUAGUGCUGCCGUAUAUUAUACAUGAUAUUCUAGUCAAUGGUUCAGAUGACCAUCAUGAGGUCAUCUCCAGACAAGUAGUCAGCUUUUUCUCAAGUCACUGUGGUCAGUCAAGGUCUGGACAAGUUAGCAGAUGCCAGUCUGUGACUCAUGCUUAUAUAU